AUGAUACAGAAGAGGUACUACAGAGAUAUUUUUGGAAAGAACCUGGAGUUUCUCAAGAAGGGCGGGAGCGAAGUUGCGCCCAACCUCCUCAAUGCGAUGAUGGAGCUGCGGAAGUGCUGCGUACACCCGUGCCUUAUCAAGGGCGCCGAGGAGUCGAUCACCAGCGACCACCAGAAAAGAAAGGCAAGGGCCGUCUCGUUGCCCAUGUUGCGCUGUUACAAGAUACUGAUACAGAGCAGCGGAAAGCUAGACAAGCUCCUGCAGAAGCUGAAGGACAACCAGGUGCUUAUUUUCUCGCAGAUGACGCGGUGCCUGGACCUUCUUUCCGACUACCUCAGUUUCAGGACAUACAACCACGACAGAAUCGACGGUGCAGUGAGAGGAAGGACGACAGAUUAUCGACGUAUUUGUGUUUUGCUCUGCACCAAGGCGGGAGGUGUUGGAACAAACCUGCGGACAGUCAUAAUCUUCGAUUCUGUAGUGAGCUACGACAAGAAGGACCACAAAAUGAGCAAGAAGGACGCACUGGAGAUUCUUCUGCAGAAGGGCGCAUAUGGUGUGCUGAUGGAGACCCGCGCGGCGUCUAGGAGGUUCCGCGAGGAGGACACAGACCAGAGUUUGGAACGGCGCACAAAGAUCAUUCGGCACGAAGACGGUGGAAACGCGUUAAACACAGAGGACCCUGCUCUGAUAUCGGCCAUUCUGUCGUUUGGACGUGUCUCAGAAAAGAAUGUUGCGAGGCUGACUGAGCUCCUUGGAAAGGAGAAGUUGGAGGAGAUGAGGAGCCUCGUCAGCAAGAUCUGUGUUAAGAAAAGCAGGAGAAAGCGGGAGAACGACAACGAGCUUCUCAUGUACGACAGAAUUGUGCUUUUUGACAGGUUCAUCCGCCUGAAGGUGAUUCCAACUGUAAAGCGGCUCCAGGGCAUGCCGAGAAAGUGGAAGGUGGAUGACGACUUAAGGCUCCAAAAGCUUGUGGAGACACAGGGGCUCACAGAAGACGUUCUGAAGGAGCUAGAAAUAAACGAAGAAAUUGCAAUCAAACGAAUUGAAAGCCUUGUGAAUACAAGUGUCGAGGACGACGAUGGUUAG
Molecule: messenger RNA, 1089 nt
Organism: Gregarina niphandrodes
Lineage: Eukaryota; Apicomplexa; Conoidasida; Eugregarinorida; Gregarinidae
Product: putative SWF/SNF family helicase
Exons: 2
Coding region: 1-1089 (362 amino acids)
Biological process (GO): chromatin remodeling; regulation of gene expression
Cellular component (GO): chromatin; nucleus
Molecular function (GO): chromatin binding; ATP hydrolysis activity; ATP-dependent chromatin remodeler activity
Source: RefSeq, a predicted model, not a curated record